CCACCCGGCGAAUUUGACAUGGCUCUCAGCGGCACGCUGCUCCCCUCCAUCGCGACCUUCGCAGCGGGCACGGCGGGCAGGGAGAAAGCUCUGAGGCAGGCAGGUGCCAGCAAUCGCUGGAGGGAGGAGCUGUCCCAUCUCAAGCGGCUCCCGCCCGGGCUGACGGGGCGGCCCUACGAGCUGCCGGCCGAGCUGGAGACCCAGGCGAGCAGCGGCAGCCGCGGGGCCAGCCCGGCGCUCAUGGCCCGGAGGGAGGCGGAGGAGCUCAACGAGCUGCUGGACUUCGACUUCAUCCUCUCCAACUCGCUCAUCCACCAGGAGCCGGCGGCCGCCGCGGCCGUGGUGGUCUCCGCCGCCUCGCCCCCGGCCAGCGCUUGCCCCUCGGCGCCCGCCGCCAGCGCCUGCCACUUCACCUACCCGCUGCAGAGGGGGGAGCCCGGCCUCCUGUACGGCGCCGCCCGGGAGCCCGCCUCCGCCGCCCCCUUCAACCUGGCCGACAUCAACGACGUGUCCCCGUCCGGUGGAUUUGUAGCCGAGCUGAUGAGGCCGGAUUUGGACCCGGUUUACAUGCAGCAGCAGCAGCAGUCGCCUCUGGGCAGCCUGCAUGGGAAAUUUGUUGUGAAAGCCACGGUGAACAUGGGGGAAUAUAACCACAUCAGUGUUAGCGGCAAGAACAACCCGGCUGCUCCCUGCACGGACAGCCCCGGCGCCCCUUACGGCUCCCUCCCCAGGAUGUGCCAAAAAAUCAAGCAGGAGGCAGCCCCUUCUUGCACCAUUGCCCAGCCUCCUCCUGGCGCUAGCCAGCGAGCCCAGCAGCACGAGUUCCCCUUGGGGAGGCCGCUGCCCAGCAGGACUAACCCCUCCUUGGCUCCAGAGGAGAUGAUGAACAGCAGAGACUGCCAUCCUUCCUCCCAGGGGCUAAGUCACCUGUCAUUGCCCCCAGGCUACCACCCUGCCCCGGGCUACCCUCCUUUCCUGCCAGAACAGCUCCCACCAAGUGCACUACAGUAUCAAGGUCAGUCUAAGUGUCUAAAUGUUUCGGGAGAGCCUUUAAAUGUGCCUCCCUUGGUACAAGGGGUGAUGAUGCUGACUGCGCCCUCUUCACCUUUAGAGCUGAUGCCACCUGGGAGCUGUCUGCCAGAAGAAACCAAGCCAAAGAGGGGACGUAGGUCGUGGCCCAGGAAAAGGACCGCCACGCACACCUGCGACUAUGCGGGUUGCGGCAAAACCUACACCAAGAGCUCUCAUCUCAAGGCACAUCUUAGGACCCACACAGGCGAAAAACCAUACCACUGUGAUUGGGAGGGCUGUGGAUGGAAAUUUGCCCGCUCCGAUGAACUUACCCGUCACUACAGGAAACACACCGGCCACCGCCCUUUUCAGUGUCAGAGAUGUGACAGAGCAUUUUCCAGGUCAGAUCACCUAGCCUUACAUAUGAAGAGGCACUUUUAA
This is a messenger RNA of Emys orbicularis (European pond turtle), 1452 nucleotides long. RefSeq names its product KLF transcription factor 4 (gene KLF4). The coding region runs from base 19 to 1452 and encodes 477 amino acids. Gene Ontology annotation, biological process: regulation of transcription by RNA polymerase II. Gene Ontology annotation, molecular function: DNA-binding transcription factor activity, RNA polymerase II-specific; RNA polymerase II cis-regulatory region sequence-specific DNA binding. The record is from RefSeq and is a predicted model, not a curated record. Lineage: Eukaryota; Metazoa; Chordata; Testudines; Emydidae. The transcript has 3 exons.